Molecule: messenger RNA, 527 nt
Organism: Entrophospora candida
Lineage: Eukaryota; Fungi; Glomeromycota; Glomeromycetes; Entrophosporales; Entrophosporaceae
Source: the annotation of a GenBank genome assembly
CUAUCUAAUAAUUAUGAGGUUGAUAAUGACAACAAACAUGAACAAACAAAAAGAAAAAAGAAGGUUGUAGAGUUAAAUGAAUAUGAUAGAGAAAAAAUUGAAGAAAAAUAUUUAUUAAUGAAGAAAGAAUAUAUGUGGCAAUUGUUCUCUGGAAAGUAUGUAGAAGAAGAAAUUUAUAAUCUUGGCAGAUCAUUAAGUUAUGAACAUAAUAUACAUUCAUUCAUUGUUGAUAUCAAUGAUAAUGUUAUCAAAAAUCACUUUACAGAGGAUGAGGUUAUUGAAAUCAGGGAUGCACCUAGGCCAACAACCAAAGGAUUAUCUAAUGAAGUGCAUAAAUACCUAGGAGAUCUUUAUGAAAAGUCAAACUUGAAAGAGAUAAGAGAUUUCAUUAAUAGGACUGAUGAAAGAUUAGACAGAAAUUAUGAUAAAGAAAAACAUUAUGAUAUAGAUUACAUAAGAUUUGCCUUGUAUGCAAUGGUUAGAGAACUAGAAAGUGGUGGAUUAAAAAAUAACAAUUUAGAAUCAUG